Messenger RNA from Rubroshorea leprosula, 1232 nucleotides. Lineage: Eukaryota; Viridiplantae; Streptophyta; Magnoliopsida; Malvales; Dipterocarpaceae. The record is from the annotation of a GenBank genome assembly.
CAAUAGUUUUUUAGGACAAGUAAACUCAUCCAGGACUUGACACGAGCAUUUAUUUUUUAUUGAUUAGCCAACAAAAUUAAAGUUAUAUUAAAUAGGAGUGUGCGAGGGGUAUUCCACCUUCCAUCCAUCAUGAACAUGCCUUAGAGUUUUCCCAACAUGCAAAACAAAUAAAUCCAAGCUAAAUCAUGUUACUUGAUCCUGUACUUGUCUUGCUUCUUUCACACCUUCCUUGCAUAGUUGCAUCCAUUCACCGCUCUAGUACAAUCCCAGGGAUUAUGGCACCAAACAUGAAAAGUAGAAGUGCGUCCCUUACCUUUAUUUUUGAACAAGUAUAAAAAUUUCAUAAAUUUUCUUCUACAUACAUUCCAGCUGCCUUUUAAGGCCAUUUUUUUCUACAUAAAAUGCUUGCAACUUGGAUGUUAAACACGUAAUUAUGAGAGACAAAAUUUUUGUAAGGGGCUUCUAAUUUAGUCUCCAAUCAUACCAAAUAGUUCAUAGAUUUAGAGUGCAUAGGAAGAUGAUUAAUUUGUUUUAACCUACAAAUAUAUCCAAUGAUUCCUUUUAACUAAUUCUAAACGCAUGUGGGGUGUUAGGGUGGCUAUAAGGGGUUUUUCUUAGAGGAUUGUUUGUGUUUUUGUGGCCAUUUCUUUUUUGCAUUGUUUUCUCUCUUUUCAUUGGAAAUAACUAUCGUGGUUGAAAGAGAGGUUGAGGAAACUGUGAGUUUUGAUCCUUGAUAGGUUGAGAAAAUGAAGGAAGCGGCAAAGGAGACCCAGGCAACAUUGGUUGGCGAGCGAUGGUGGUUGAAUGGGGUAGAGUGCUCAGUUGGAGUGUGUAAAAAGAUGAGACAAGGGUUUGAAGUUGGCUUGUGUGGGAUAGAGGGGUGUUGGCAUCUUUCUCAAAUCUCCACCACCAUCUAUCUUCAACAUCUCGUCGAAGUUGCACCUUAUGUAUUAUAUCACGAAGUUGUGUUUCUUGUUCCUACUCCCAUGCUAAUAGCCUUGUCCUCCAUCUUAGCCUCCAUCUCCAUGUUUCAUCAAUCCAUUCUCCCAUUUGUUGCAUGGUACCUUGAGUAUCUAUGGAAAGAGAAAAUAACCUAAAAAACAGUCCAUUUAAGCUACAAGACCCUGUCCACACAUCCCUCCAUAAUGAGACCUUUGCACCCUCACCUAUUACUAUCUUGAAACCAAACUUAACCCAAUCCCAUUUCCCCUCAAUCAACUCAUUGAUUUUGC